UAUCGAAGUGCGGAGGCGCAGGCGACGGAUGGACCGACGGACAAAACUACAAAGCCCGGCUUUUUGCGCUGCUGCGAAUUCCGUGGAGUUUCUGACAGGGUGGACCAAUUCGGCAAUUCCAGUUCUCGGUGUCGGUGGAAGAGGAGAGAGCAGAGAAAGAUACGGUUUAUGCUGGCUUGCUGCCACUGCUGACCCCUCUCCUCAAAUUUCUCCUUCCCCUUUUAAUUUCCCAUUCAUCCCUAAUAUGAAUGAAUGAGAACUCAGCCACCAUCUUUGCUCUCCCUCGCCGUUGACGCUUCUGUCCUUCACCUCUCUCACUUCUCCGAUCUCUCUCCUCUCCCUGAUCACAUUCUGCUCGAUCUCUUCCUGAAGAGAACCUUGAGAGCUGGGAAGCUGAAUGAGAAAAUUCUGAAGCUUUUCUUGGCAACAGGCAAAGAAGAAGUGCUUUCUCUUAUUCAGACACUCAAUAUACAACACAUCCUGACUCCCGUCCUUCCCACCAAGUCUCCGAAGAUGUCUGUAGUCAACAACAUUGAAGAUGGUGAGAUUGACAUUGUGAUUGGAGCAUUGCACUCCGAUCUCAGGCCAUUUAUGAGUGCGUGGAAGUCGAUAUUUUCUCGUUAUCACUUGAUUAUUGUCAAAGACCCUGAUCUCAAGGAUGAUUUACAAAUAACAGAAGGUCUUUCUUUCAAGAUUGACAUCUACACAAAGUCUCAUAUUGACAAAGUAGUAGGCAGUUCCACCUCCAUUGCUUUCUCAGGUUAUUCAUGCAAGUAUUUUGGCUUCCUCGUCUCUCGUAAGAAGUACAUUGUCUCAAUUGACGAUGACUGCGUGCCGGCCAAAGAUGCCGACAGUAUUCUCAUAGAUCCAGUGGCUCAACAUCUGAGAAACCUUGCAACGCCAGCAACACCUUUCUUCUUCAAUACCCUUUAUGACCCUUAUCGUAAUGGGGCAGAUUUCGUUCGUGGACUUAGAUGCACCAACACAAGCACUGAGCCAGAAAAGAGGAACUCCCGUUAUGUUGAUGCAGUGAUGACCGUUCCAGCCAGGGUAAUGAUGCCAAUCAGUGGGAUCAACAUUGCUUUUAACCGUGAGGUGGUAGGGCCUGCACUAUGCCCAGCUCUGAGGUUGACUGUGGAAGGGAAGGUGAGAUGGGAAACAAUGGAGGACAUAUGGAGUGGGAUGUGUGUGAAGGUGGUGUGCGACCAUCUUGGGCUUGGAGUGAAAAGUGGGCUUCCUUAUGUGUGGAGGAAUGAUAGAGGUGAUGCCAUUGAGAGCCUGAAGAAGGAGUGGGAAGGCGUGAAACUAAUGGAGGAAGUGGUUCCUUGGUUCCAAUCAAUGGUGUUGUCAAGAACUGCAACCACGGCCGAGGAUUGUGUGGCUGAGAUGGCGAAAAGGGUGAAAGAGCAGUUGGGAGGUUCUGAUCCUGGGUUUGGUCGUGCGGCUGAAGCUAUGAUGGAUUGGGUGGAGUUGUGGAAGAAGGUUGGUUCUGGUCCUUCCCCAGUCUAG
Linum tenue is the source of this 1509-nucleotide messenger RNA. Lineage: Eukaryota; Viridiplantae; Streptophyta; Magnoliopsida; Malpighiales; Linaceae. The record is from the annotation of a GenBank genome assembly.